Molecule: messenger RNA, 883 nt
Organism: Galendromus occidentalis (western predatory mite)
Lineage: Eukaryota; Metazoa; Arthropoda; Arachnida; Mesostigmata; Phytoseiidae
Product: pyrroline-5-carboxylate reductase 3
Exons: 4
Coding region: 41-877 (278 amino acids)
Biological process (GO): L-proline biosynthetic process
Molecular function (GO): pyrroline-5-carboxylate reductase activity
Source: RefSeq, a predicted model, not a curated record
GGACAGCGAGAACGCAGGAUCCCCCUGCGAGCUCAGCGAGAUGCAGUCGCUCCCACGGAUGCGGAGCGUUGGACUUAUUGGAGCCGGAAAAAUGGCGAAAGCGAUUGCCAACGGCAUCUUGAGCACGAACCGAGCGGCAGAGCUCUCGAGAGACAAAUCCAUCAAAGUAAUGGCUUCCUGUCCGCGAGAAGAGCUCCUGCGAGCGCUGCCCGAUGAUUGUCGUUCUACAACGAAUAAUCUGGAGACUGUGGAAAACAGUGAUUUAAUCAUAAUAGCGGUCAAACCCGAUGUUGUCAGAUCGGUGCUAGAUGAAAUCUGUCCAAAGAUUGACCCGAAAAAGCAUGUGGUGAUGUCCAUCGCUGCCGGCGUGACGGUUUCCACUUUCGAGGAGGCGCUUCCUGCGGGCACGAAUAUAGUGCGUGUGAUGCCCAACAUAGCCUGCGAAGUUCGCGAAGGAGCCACUGUGUACUACACCCGAGGCGAAUCGAACGAGUUAGGUCAGAUCACGCAAGCAGUGUUCGCACCAAUAUCACCGAUUUGCCAGCGAAUACUCGAUGAAAAGCUCAUGGAUGCAGCGACUGCGCUCAGCGGGAGUGGUACCGCUUAUGUUCUUUACAUCAUCGAGGCUCUGGUAGACGCAGGAGUCCGACAAGGGUUUUCCAGAGAAGUUGCUCUCCGAUUGGCUACGCAAACUGUCCAGGGCGCAGCUCGACUUAUCCACGACAGUGGACGGAGUCCGACUGAACUCAAAGACUACGUCACCUCUCCCGGCGGGACGACUUCGGAGGGACUCUUCGUGUUGGAGAAAUACGCGGUGAAAUCCGCCAUUCACGAUGCGGUUCACAGCGCGCGGAAGAAGAGCGAUGUUCUGAGAUAGCCAGCA